GCCGUUGGCCGUAUAACUUUUCCGUGCACUGUUCAGAGGCAGGGCGACGAGGAGAGCCGCGAGCGAUAGAGACCUAGGGGAGGGGGGGAGCGGGCUGUCUGCGGCGCGCGGGGACCCAGCCGAGAGGCGCAGGAAGGAAACGCCGCGGCCGCUCCAGCGCUUUGCCACCGCUCCGGGUCCCGCCUGUGUGUAACUUGUGCCCGGCGCUGAGGGGCUUUGCCCUGCAAUGGAUUGGGAGAGUUACGACCCCUGAGCCCGGGACCCCCCCUCCCUUUCCCCCAGCUCCUCUUGCCCGAGUCCCCGUCUGGGCUGCAGGAAAAGCCGCCCCCUCUAAGACGCGCAUCCCCCUCCCCAGUUGCGCCGAAGAGUCAAGUCCGGCUUCCCCGUGGGUUUAAAAUGGAGGGACGCAGCCCGCGGAUGGCUCUGCAGCCCCGGACACCCAGCUGCGCGGCGCCCAGCCUUUAGGGGAGCGGGGGGGAUUCCUGCGCUUCCAUUCACGCCCCUCUCCCGCACGGAGCUUCGGCAGGGGCCGCGCCGGCCGAGAGCGAGCCAGCGAGCUAGGAAGCGAGCUCCUCGGGGGGCUGCUGGGGAGGGAGCGGCGAGCCCCGCUCCGGCGGCGGCGGCGGCGGCUGCACCACCUGGGCUGGGCUGGUGGAAAGGAUCGUAGCCCAGGGCGCUUUCGCUGCAGCAGCUCGUGAAGAUUGUAUUUGUUUCCCAAGUGUUUCCGCACGAUCACGCCCACGGGGCGCCGCGCGCGCGCGUGUUUCGCUGGAAAGCCCUAAUUACGGCGAUUGCUGAUGGACCUUGGAAAGGAGCCUGCCCUGGUGCCCUGCUCCGCACUGGGAGCGCCCGCGCCGGACAGAGGUCUGCGUCUGCCUGGUGUCAGCUCGCCGGGCCCCAGCGCUCCCCCUCUCCGGGCUCGCUCCCUUCCUGGCCCCUGGCAGCCGCCGCCGCCCGCUGCUUUGGAGGAUACCGCAUAGCUCCUGUGAUCCCGGAUUUACUCUCGCCGCCUCCUCGCCCUUUCUCCCCCGGUCCCCCCUUGGAUUACUUGGCUGCUCUCGCUCGGCGAUUCCCCUUGCAAUGGAGAAAUCCAUUGGAAUAUUAGUUCAAGGAGGUGCUUUGGGGACAGUUGGCAGUGCAAUGGCUUCCAAGUACCUCAUAGUGGUUCUGGCCAUUUUCUCCUCUUUCGCCCAGGUUGUAAUAGAAGCCAGCUCUUGGUGGUCUUUAGGUAUGAAUCAUAUGAAUCCUAUGAACCCUGUUCAGAUGUCAGAGGUAUAUAUAAUAGGAGCACAGCCACUAUGUAGUCAACUAGCAGGACUUUCCCAAGGACAGAAGAAACUCUGCCACUUGUAUCAGGACCACAUGCAGUAUAUUGGAGAGGGGGCAAAGACAGGCAUUAAGGAAUGCCAGUAUCAGUUCAGACACAGAAGAUGGAAUUGCAGCACUGUGGACAACAACUCUGUUUUUGGCAGAGUCAUGCAAAUAGGCAGUAGGGAGACUGCCUUUACUUAUGCAGUCAGCGCUGCUGGGGUGGUUAAUGCAAUGAGCCGCGCCUGCCGAGAGGGGGAGCUCUCCUCCUGUGGCUGCAGCAGAGCGGCCAGGCCCAAAGAUUUACCCCGGGACUGGCUGUGGGGUGGCUGUGGGGAUAACAUCGAAUAUGGCUACCGCUUCGCCAAGGAGUUUGUGGAUGCUCGGGAGCGUGAGAGAAUUUAUCAGAAAGGUUCUUACGAGAGUGCUAGGAUUUUGAUGAACCUGCAUAACAACGAGGCUGGAAGACGAACUGUGUAUAACUUGGCUGAUGUGGCCUGUAAGUGCCAUGGGGUGUCUGGCUCCUGCAGCCUGAAGACCUGUUGGCUGCAGUUGGCUGAUUUCCGCAAAGUGGGUGAUGCCCUGAAGGAGAAAUAUGAUAGCGCUGCUGCCAUGAAACUCAACAGCCGGGGCAAGCUGGUGCAAGUGAACAGCCGCUUCAAUACGCCCACCAUCCACGACCUGGUCUACAUUGACCCUAGCCCCGACUAUUGUGUGCGCAAUGAGAGCACCGGCUCCCUAGGCACCCAGGGCCGCCUCUGCAAUAAGACCUCAGAGGGCAUGGACGGCUGCGAACUCAUGUGCUGUGGCCGGGGCUAUGACCAGUUCAAGACAGUGCAGACGGAGCGCUGCCACUGCAAGUUCCAUUGGUGCUGCUAUGUGAAAUGCAAGAAGUGCACAGAGAUCGUGGACCAGUUUGUGUGCAAAUAGGGGGUGAUGAGGUGGGAGGAGCGUCUUCCGCCUGCCAGCAGGGGUGCUACCUCCAGGACAAUCUCCACUUUAUUUAUAGAGUCCAAUGAUUUUUUUCUUUUUUUUUAUAAAGGUUACAAAAAGAAGUGACUGGAACCUUUUCUGCACCCAUCCUAGGACUGUGUGUGGUUUAUAUUUUUGGCAACAAUGGGGGAGAACCCAAGAAAAUAUUUAUUUUACCCCCAAAAAAAGACUUUAAAAAAAUAGUGUAGUUUGAAGGGAAAUCCAACAUAUUCUAACUUAGUCCCAUGAGUCAUAGUACUUGUGCAACCGGCAAAGAAUUCUGAGGUGCUUGGGAUCUGAGAAUGAUCCUUAUGAACACAAUAACCCACAAACCUGUGCAUGAUUUUAGCUUCAGUGACCAAAAGUAGUCUGAUAGAUACAUACAAAGUUGAUCAAUAUAUCCAGGGGUCCAUAAAAGGAGGGUUGAUAUAUCCACAGGAGGGCUCAGCACAAAGUUACUAUGAUGUCAAUCACAUGACUGCAAGGUGCUAAUUUAAAUGUGAGGUAAUUAAAAGGUACGAGCGCAUAAGACUUUUAAAGGGUUCAGCUGUGUUAUUUAGGACCGAAAGUCUUGGGUCCAGUAGCUAGCAAGACCAAGAAAAAAAAUCUACCUUGAUUGACGCUAAAAGUGUACAUCAAAGCAGGAUGUGACCUAUCAGCUCUUCAUCUAGUUAUGUAUGAAGUGUGAGUAUCCCAUCUUAGCAAGCAAUGCCCUACUGAUAAAGAAUAUCAGGAGCAAGUGACCUCUGAAUCUCACCGAACAGUGUGCUCUGGUCUGACCCAAUAGAAAUUGCACCCCUGCAGCUGUUUCACUGUCCCACUCUCUGGAAAGCCCUUUAGGAAACAGAAUUCCCCUAAUUUGAAAUGCCUUUUUUUAAAAAAAAAGUCGUGUGAUAGCUGGCCAACUUUCAAAACACAGCUUAGUAAAUAACCCCUCAUAUCCAAGGAAAUUAAUAAUUAAUGAUCAAUCAUUCUUGAGAUGGUUGGUUUAUUGUGGAUUUGGGGAAAGCUUUGACUUGAGGAGACAAUAGUUUCAUCUCUUAAUGAUGUUAAGUGGCUAUUUUAGUUCAAUGAAAUAUUGCAGCAAUGCCAAAUUUAUCAUCUGAUGUCUUCAGUACACGUGCUUUAGAUAAUAUAUUGCAGGUAUACACUAAAACUGUUCAGACUAUACUUGAGCAGUUACAUAUAUACGGGAAAACUGUGGUCUGCUGGUGUCUGAUAUUUCAGAGCUUUUUGUACAUAUAUAUUUCAAUACAGCCAGUGAUUUUUAUAAAACUGCUAAAGUUACAGAGGCAGUUCAUCAGUUAGGAGCAUAUUAUUCCCCCAUUUCCUUUCACAAAUCACUUUUAGGAUUUUUUUUUUAUACUGAUUCUAGCAUUCUUGGUGUCAUAACACAAAGGGUUUUAAGAAUACUUUAAUCACAAAGAAUAAGCCUUUUCUUAACCUAAGGGGGCUUCUUGGGCUACAGGUAGAACAGAUACCAUGCACUUGAAUUCACACUGGUUUGGAGACUGCUUCUCUCUUCCACUUUCCUGCAAGGGCAUUAUUGAUGAUCAUUGACACAGAAACCUUAAAAUUCCCUAGCACAAACUCUAUUUGGCCCUUCGUUUGUUUUAAGGUUUUUUUAAUUUUUUGAGAUGGAAAUCAGUACCUACUACAGCAACUUUUUGCAUUUUCCCCAAUACAGUGUAUUUACAAAAACACAGUUAGCAUUUGUAAUUGGUUCAGAAACCCCAUCCCAUAAAUUAAACAAAUUGGCCUUCAAUAUCAAAUGAGAGAAAUCCUCCACUUUAGCUUAGUCAUACUAAAGCCUUAACUUCUCACAAGCCUAUAACCUGUUGCAUUAAGUUCAUCUUGAUCAUUUAUCAGCUUUUUAAAUGAUGCUUUAUUGCUCUUAAUUUAUUAAGAACAUAUUUACCCCUCUCUUCCAGAUGUUUGCAAACAAAGUAUCUUAAAAUUAAAAAAGGCACUACUUCAUUGAAUAUGUCACUUUUGGUUUUUAUUAUACAAAAACCAUAGUCCUUUUUUAUUUGCUGAAUCACAUCUUGUUCCUUUUUUAGUGACUCGUGUCUGUGAGCAGAGCUGAGUCUAACGAUCCUAGCUUUUAAAAUACUAUUUAAUGUAAAAUAUUUUACUUGUCAUUCAGAUAUUAUGUAAAUCUUCUAUGUCAUUUCCUCUGUUUGUUCUGUACAUUUAAUGUACAUAUUUCUGUCUUGCGUGAUUUGUAUAUUUCACUGGUUUAAAAAAAUUUUUUUUAAAGGCUUUACGCCAUAAUGGAAGAUAGACUAUAAAAAUAAAACUUUGGUUGUAUGUUG
This is a messenger RNA of Trachemys scripta elegans, 4595 nucleotides long. RefSeq names its product Wnt family member 5A (gene WNT5A). NCBI's taxonomy places the organism in Eukaryota, Metazoa, Chordata, Testudines, Emydidae. The record is from RefSeq and is a predicted model, not a curated record. Gene Ontology annotation, cellular component: extracellular region. The transcript has 5 exons. Gene Ontology annotation, molecular function: cytokine activity; frizzled binding. The coding region runs from base 1081 to 2238 and encodes 385 amino acids. Gene Ontology annotation, biological process: cell fate commitment; canonical Wnt signaling pathway; multicellular organism development.